This is a messenger RNA of Pisolithus orientalis, 806 nucleotides long. Its product is annotated as Endonuclease/exonuclease/phosphatase. The record is from RefSeq and is a predicted model, not a curated record. Gene Ontology annotation, biological process: double-strand break repair. The annotation marks the transcript as partial. Gene Ontology annotation, cellular component: cytoplasm; PML body. The transcript is spliced from 2 exons. Gene Ontology annotation, molecular function: single-stranded DNA binding; 5'-tyrosyl-DNA phosphodiesterase activity. Lineage: Eukaryota; Fungi; Basidiomycota; Agaricomycetes; Boletales; Pisolithaceae.
GGAGAACUUUGAGUAUAUCGAGUACAUAUUUCACUAAUUUUGCUCAGUUUAUUACUAAACUAAUGGGUCGAUGAGGGGCACUUCAACCCCUCCACCUGAACCUGGGCACCCAUAUCUUCGAGAAACGCACAGAGACAAGUCAUGCAAAGGCUUUCUCUCAUAUCAUGGAACAUCGACGCCUUCUCCUUGCGGGCCAUCUCACGCACCAAACUCAUCCUCAGCCAUAUCCUCGAGGGACCGAAAUCUCCUAAUAUCAUCUUUUUCCAAGAAGUCACGCCCGAUGUUCGCACCUCUCUCCUGAAGGAUGCGAGAGUCCGUGCUGCCUUCCUGGCGACUGAUGCCGAGGACCAAACGUUGUCCGAGAAAGUACCCUUUGCAACCAUGAGGUUGCUGUCCCGCGCGCGGUUUACCUCUGGCCUGUAUUUGCAGAAGGAAGAUGAUGGGAUCGAGGGAGGGGAAAAGUUCAUGCUCGGGCGCAUCUCCCGAGUAACACUCCCGAGCAAAUCAUCCCCUCCAAGCGCGCCGGGCACAUUCUUCCGUCUCAUCAACGUGCACCUUGACUCGCUCGGGGAUACGCCACAUUACCGCGCCCAGCAAAUGGAGAUACUGGCCAACACCCUGCGCAAGCCAGGAUGCGGUGGCGGGAUCGUUGCGGGUGACUUCAAUGCCAUCAGCCCCGAGGAUGAUGGGCUUGUCGACAAGAACAAAUUGGUAGAUGCGUGGGUCGCAUUGCAUGGGAGGGGAGACCCUGAUGGAGCUACGUGGGGUGUUGGCGUGGAACAGCGGGACGGACUGGGGUCAGGCAG